UACUACUUCGGAAAAAAGUGUCCGCAAAAUCGAUUUUGCGCCGAGAUUGCUGUGCUACAAAUGCUCUAACAUACUCUUCGGCUUGAGAAAAUUGCGGCUUGACCUUUCCCAAAUUUCCCCACCUACCUCCCGAGCCCAAACCCCUCUAUUCGCACCUCCGUCCUCCCCGCGGUUUCUAGAUGACUCGAGAAGCGAUGCGGAAGAAGGCGAAGGCCGUGCCGGAGUGGCUGAACAGCCCGCUCUGGUCGACCCCGCCGCUCGCCUCGACCCCCGCCGACCCCUUCGGCACCGACUUCUCCCCGCCACCUGCCCCGUCCCCCAAGCCGUCUCCUUCCGUUCCGCCGCCGCCGAUGCGCGAGCAGGCGGUCGAUUCCUAUGCUGGCCGCGGGGGAGAGAUACGAGAAGAGGACGGCGCUGGCGCUGCUCUCCGGGCGCACUUGCUUGCCGACUUCAAGGCCGCGCUGUCUAAGAAGGUGGUGAACAUGGGGGAGCUGCGGAGACUCGCCUGCCUUGGCGUGCCAGAUGGCGGCGGCACGGACGUACGACCGCUCGUGUGGAAGCUUCUUUUGGGGUAUUUGCCAACUGAACGCUCUUUAUGGCCUUAUGAACUAGAAAAGAAGCGAAGUCAGUACAGUGCAUAUAAAGAUGAGUUUCUUCUAAAUCCUUCAGAAAAAUUACGUAGAAUCGAGGAAUCAAAGCUGUCAAGAAAGAAAGAAUUAACUGGUGAAAGGAAUGGCUUGCUCCCAAGGUCAGAAGUAACUAAUGAAGAGCAUCCUUUGAGCUUUGGUAAAUCUAGCUUGUGGAAUCAAUACUUCCAGGAAUCAGAGAUCCUGGAGCAGAUAGACCGAGAUGUGAAGCGAACACAUCCAGACAAGUCAUUUUUUUCUGCCAAGUCUAACCAGGAAUCACUAAGGCGUAUUCUCAUUAUAUUUUCAAGAUUAUACCCUAGUGUAAGAUAUGUGCAAGGGUUGAAUGAAGUUUUGGCACCUCUAUUUUACGUAUUGAAGAACGACCUUGACACAAGUAACUCGACUUCAGCUGAAGCAGACACUUUCUUUUGCUUUGUUGAAUUGAUUAGUGGCUUUAAAAACAACUAUUGUAAACAUCUUGACAACAGCCGGGUGGGUAUUCGGUCUAUACUUUCAAAGUUGUCUCAACUCUUAAAGAAACAUGACGAAGAGCUAUGGCGUCAUAUGGAGGUCAUUACAAAGGUGUACCCGCAAUACUAUGCAUUUAGAUGGAUUACAUUACUGUUGACAAUGGAGUUCAGCUUCAAUGUGUGUAUUCACAUCUGGGAUGCCAUGUUGGGCGAUCCCGAAGGUCCUCCGGACACGUUGCUGAGGAUAUGCUGUGCUAUGCUCAUCCUUGUCCGGAAGCGGCUCCUGGUUGGAGAUUUCACCGCCAAUAUCCAGCUGCUGCAGCACUACCCGCAAACUAACAUAGAUCACCUCCUCCACAUCGCUAACAGAUUGAGAGGAACCAUGCCCAGCUAGUGAUUGGGAUGCCAUCUUGUCCGUGUGGUGUUCAUCCGGGCACAACUAAAUGUAUGUACAUUGACCCUGUCCAUGAGGUGUAUCAUGACAUCAUGCCAAGUUUCAUCUUGUUCUCUUCA
Molecule: messenger RNA, 1612 nt
Organism: Triticum urartu
Lineage: Eukaryota; Viridiplantae; Streptophyta; Magnoliopsida; Poales; Poaceae
Biological process (GO): intracellular protein transport; activation of GTPase activity
Molecular function (GO): GTPase activator activity
Source: RefSeq, a predicted model, not a curated record